Spirometra erinaceieuropaei is the source of this 1320-nucleotide messenger RNA. Lineage: Eukaryota; Metazoa; Platyhelminthes; Cestoda; Diphyllobothriidea; Diphyllobothriidae. The record is from the annotation of a GenBank genome assembly.
AUGUACAAGGCCGUCAUCCUGCCGACGCUACUAUACGUUGCGGAGACUUGGACGGUGUACACAAAGCAGGCACGCCGUUUGAACCAUUUCCACUUCUGUUGUCUUCGUCGCAUCCUGAGGCUGAACUGGCAAGACCGAAUUCCCGACACUGAUGUGCUGGAACGGACGGGAAUCCUCAGCAUCUACACCAUGCUGAGACAAAUGCAGCUGCGCUGUAGCGGUCACCUGGUGCGCAUGGACGACGAGCGACUACCCAAACGACUCUUCUACGGAGAUGUCGCGAGGGGUUUUCGCCGCCAAGGAGGCCAAAUUCGCCGUUACAGGGACACUCUGAAGUCCUCCCUGAAGCGCCUGCAAAUCAACCCGACCUAUUGGGAAGAGCUCGCGCACGAUCGACCGACCUGGAGGAGGACGGUAAGGACAGGCGCUGCGAUCUACGAAGCCAAUCGCAUCGCCGCCGCCAAAGCGAAACGCGAAGCCCGCAAAUCACAACUUCGCCCAGUCCGCAACGCCGACGCACAACCGCUACCUACGUGUCCUCGGUGUCAACGGACAUCCAGGACUCGAAUUGGAGCUGUUGGACAUCUUCGGAUCAACUGCACCUCUCGGACUGCACCGACUAUCGUCCCCCCGCCCGUCUCUUCUUCGUCCUCUCCGCUGCGAACUAACUCUGACUAUUCUUCUAAACCACCACUUCCAUCCUCCUCCUCCUCCUCCUCAUUCACUGCCCCAACGGCGGCCGCUCAGGCGGCCGUCUCGCACAUCACCAACCGCGACACAACAACAGACACCACCCCCACCUCUCCCGUCUCCAGCGAUGAGGAUCAGGACCACACCUGCCCUCACUGCGACCGCAGCUUCACCUCACACAUCGCACAGAGACUGGCGAGCCAGUGCCUGGAGUACCAACCUACACCCUCCGCACUCGCCUCCACUGCCCACACUGCCCUCGCACCUUCAGGCAUCGCAUGGGUCUAUUCGGCCACAUGCGCAUUCACGAGAGCGGAAUUGACCGCAAUACUGACUGAUCCAUCAUGUCAAACCCCACCCCCCACGUCAUCAUCCUGCGCUCCCGCCGCCCUUCCCGCAGCUGACACCAGCACUACCGAAUUCACCUGCCCACACUGUCAGCGCACAUUCACAUCUCGCAUCGGCCUGGUCGGUCACUUGCGAAUCCAUCGCACAGAGACUGGCGAACCAGUGCCUGGAGCACCAGCCUAUACCCACCAAGCUCGCCUCAACUGCCCACACUGCCCUCGCACUUUCAGGCAUCGCAUGGGCCUAUUUGGUCACAUGCGCAUUCACGACGACCUGCGGUAG